This is a messenger RNA of Halichondria panicea, 1712 nucleotides long. RefSeq lists its product as uncharacterized. The transcript is spliced from 4 exons. The record is from RefSeq and is a predicted model, not a curated record. The coding region runs from base 732 to 1379 and encodes 215 amino acids. Lineage: Eukaryota; Metazoa; Porifera; Demospongiae; Suberitida; Halichondriidae.
AUAAAGCUACUAAUAGCUUUUAUGCACAUGAUAAACAAUUUAAUUUUGCUGCAUGCAAAAACUCAGAGAGUGGGUAAUGAUCAACCAUGAUUGUUGUUAAAAACGAUCGAUGCCAAAAGUUCAAGUUUAAAAUUAAUGGCUGCAUUAGCAGAGCCUUGCAGCUCUCUUCUCACUCUUGCAGCUACCAAUAGCUAGCGUUCUAGUGCAGAGCUAACUACUAAGUAGAGUAGCAACACUCGGUAAACAAGUUUGGCUACGUGCUCUUCUGAAAAGGCUGCAAUGGCAUUCCAAGUAAGCAAAACUAGGCAUAACUCGAGAACGAAGCAUUAUUUUGCAAAUCCAUGAAUUAAAAUCCAAGUAAACAUGACUAGAAGCCUAUAGAAACUUGCACUUGAUUCAUCCUUGAGCAGCUGUAGCAGUCUACACACACACAGACACACAAACACACUACCGUAUACCUCGCUUGCGCAUGCGCACCGAGGCAUAAUUAUGAUCAUAUGAUCGAGGAUGUCUGGUAAUACACCAGAGAUCUCACAUUACAGAUCCUUAGCUAUAUAAACAAAACAAAAAAAAACCUGGGGAACUUCCUGAAAAUAUCCCCCCUGCCACUCCACACCAAUGCACAUGCACAUACAUUCAUUGUACAAGUAUAAAUAAACGACUUGGACUUGCAAACAUGAAUACAACUUUCUCAUAUUUCAACCAAGGAACUGUCAAACAAAGCAGUAGACAUGAGAGGCUACCUCAGCUACAUUAUUGUGCUGGCAGUCAUCAUGACCUUGCAGUCAGUAAAAGCUGUUACAUUCAAUGCUCGGAAUCUGAAGUUGAAGCAGUCUCCACCAGGACCCACACUAGUGCUCGAGGGACCAAAGACAAAAAUUACACUUCGUGUCUCUUCGAACGAGUCUCAAUUCGAACAACUUUACUUGAAAGUUACACUCGGAGAAUUCCUGAUCCCGGUAAAUAAAAAAAACUCUAAUAUCACAGUCAUCUACAAUAGCUGCACAGACAGCAACAACCCCCAAUGGAGCUGCAAAGAAGUCCAAAUCACUCUUAGACAGAUGAAGGAAGGAGUAAAAUUUAAGCAAAUGUCUUUUGAUCUGUACCGUACCACUAGGUUUAAGUUAAAGUUAGUUUACCAUCUCACUGCGAUUGACUUGGCUCAACAUUCACCAACAACUCUCGGUACCACAACUAUGGCUACCACAAGUGACACUACCAGCACCAACUCUGGAAGCAACACCGAACCACUCAGAUGCUCAGGUCCUGCCACUGUAGGGAUCAUUGUUGCGUUGUCGCUGGUGAUCGUGUUCUUAAUCGGCGUUCUUGUUUUAGUGCUGUUGUGUGUGUGCUGUCGAAAGGCUGGAGGAGAGACCUAGCUAUCAAUUUGGUUGGAUUGCCACCAUCGGAAUAAGCAACUUGAUAACCCCUUCAAUAUAACAUCGUUGAGCGAUAGUGAGACUGAGAGAUUAAUUUCGGGACUGAGUUGAGAACAGAACGAAGCCCACAAGCAGUGAAGUGUUGCUACAUACGUCAUCCCUGAGGCUUAACCUAACUAUAACUAGACACGUAUAUAGCUAUAAUUAUGUAGUUACCCUGACAUACACUGAACACCUCCUUGUACAAACAUACUUUAUAAUUACCUCAAACAUAUCCUUUUCAUUGUUUAUGUGAUUGAUUAAAUGGCUUAACAAGAAACUUUGAAUGAGCUU